AUGGCGGGGUCAGGGGAGGCGCAGGCAGCCGCUGGCGCGGCGCAGGCGACGCCCGUACUUGGGGAGGACCUCGACGAAACGCAAAAGUGCAAGGCGGCGGCCCUGGAGGCGGCCAAGACGGAGCUGCUUGACUUGGCGUCCACUGGCUCCAUGAGGGAGCUCGGGUUGGCCGAGGUGCCAAACGAUGAGAUGACUGUCGCCAUUUCCAGAGGGCGGUGCGCCGCUAGCAAAACUAAACGCGCCCUGGUGAACGCUGUUUAUGCCCGGGCUGUCAAGUUCCAACAGGGCCUUGAUCAGGCAGGUCCGUCGGGCUUGGCGCUGAAGUACAUGACUGCAUCGAGGCUUUGCUCUAUCCGCGGUUGGAAGAUGGCACCCCCUCGAACCCAGGAUUUGACGGUGAAUCCCGACGGCGUGGUUAACUUCAGCUGGGACGAUGCCAUGGAGCAGGCCCGCUUGCUGAGGGCUGAGAGGCCCCAUUGUUUUCAGGCUAAUUUCAACGCUGCCAGGUCUGCGAUAUCGCAGCAUAACUCGCCGCGCGUAGCGCUGCGGCUCGGUCAAGAGCUGAGCGCGUGGGCUCUGGUGCUUGAGCUCGCGCACUGCAGGCGCCCAGUCCCGGGCGGAGAGGGCAGCCAAGAGGGCGGCUUCGCAGGCUCGGUCGCGGUGGAAGGUGCGUUUCAGGCAACCAUCAUGGACUUCGGCUGGAGAUGCCCGUCCAUCUCGCGACUGGUGGAGCCCAGCCGUGGCGAAUGGGCCCUCCAGGACAUGCUCGACAAGAUGCGGGGCAUCCGCUUCUGCGUCCUGGGCAUCUUCGCGGCGGCCGUGGGCCGCUUCGCGACCGGGGACCCCCCGAUCACGGAGCUCCUGUGCGGGAUCACCGGCGUCUUCCUGCUGAAGGACGACGAGAACCUGACGGCCUGCUACAGCUGCCUGAUGAGCACCCCGCUCGAAAACUGCGCGGGGCCGGCAGGUGGUGGUUUCGGUUGCCUCCAGUCCUUCCUCUUCAUCUCUGGCUUCAACUCCAUCCUGAUGCUGCUCAAUUUGUCGUCGAGGUGGCAGCAGGGCACGUCGCACGGCGGGCCGUUCGCGCUGCUGUCGCUGAUCUUCCAGGGCUUUGGGGCCGUGUACGCCUGGCGCCUGAGCACGCUCGUGACGGCCGCCCAGGCGGAGCAGGGCGGCGCCCAGGAGAUGCUCAGGCGGCCCCUGCGCCGGGCCGGGCGGGCGCGGCACCGCCCCGGCGGCUUUUGUCCGGCGGUUUUUUCGUGCACGCCGGUCGUGUUGAGAGUGCAGCCAGCUAGUGUAGUGAGGAUACGCGGCCACGCGUAGAGGGGGG
Molecule: messenger RNA, 1330 nt
Organism: Prorocentrum cordatum
Lineage: Eukaryota; Dinophyceae; Prorocentrales; Prorocentraceae
Source: the annotation of a GenBank genome assembly